AUGGACCAAUCUCCUAAAGCACUUCCCAAGGAUAAGAAGGAGAAAGAGCCUGUGGAGAAAGAACCCACGUACAGGAAGAGGGGCAUGAACCCCAUAUCCGCGUCCCAGGGCUUCAGGACCAGAGAGGUCCGAAUUACCAAGAUCCCAAACCACUUCCAGGCGAAGAAGACAGAGAAUAUCCUGAUCUUGGUGGCCUUCUCCAUUGGACUUGGAAGCGUGUGGCGUUUCCCAUACCUGUGCCACCAGAAUGGAGGAGGCAGCUUUCUGCUGAUGUACCUCAUCCUGCUGCUGCUGGUGGGGAUCCCCCUGUUGUACAUGGAGAUGAUCAUUGGACAGUGGCUACGGAAGGACAACAUCCAGGCCUGGAAGCAGCUGGCCCCCUGGCUAGGCGGUUUGGGCUACUCCAGCACACUGGCUUGUGUGCUGGUGAGCCUGUACAACAGCGCUCUGAUCUCCUGGAACGUCAUGUACCUGGGCCAGUCCUUUGAUUACCCUCUACCCUGGGAACAAUGCAAGAUGCAUUCCCGUGACCAUGGGAACAUCAGUAUGACUAAGAUCCAGUGCCUUCGGACAGUGCCCUACCAGUAUUUCUGGUAUCACACAACCCUUGAUGCCUCCAGCCAGGUGGAAGAAGGGAUUGAGAUGCUGGUCCUGAACAUCACCCUGUGCCUCUUUGCCACCUGGGUCUUCCUCUAUAUCAUCCUGAUUAUUAGGAUGAGGAUCUUAGUGCUUAUGCUGAUUUUCUCCAUAUUCUUCCCCUACGUCCUCCUCUGCUGCUUCCUCAUUCGCAGUCUCUUCCUGCCAGGAGCGAUGGCUAGCCUCAGGCGCCUGGUGACCAUAGAGCUCUCUGUCUUGUCAUCGCUGGACACAUGGCGUCAGGCUGGAGGCCAUGUGCUCUACUCCCUCGGCCUUGGCAUGGGCACCAUCAUCACUUUCUCUUCCUACCAGACUAGAGGUGACAACUACAUCAAGUUGGCCUUCUUUGUGGCCAUGGCCAACCUGGUGACGUCGUUGCUGAGCACAGCCAUCAUCUUUCUGGUGCUGGGCUUCUGGACCACAACCAGCGGGCCCAGCUGUGUUGAGAAGAGUGUCAACAAGCUGGUUGAUCUGAUAAUCAAAGGUGUGCUGUCCCAGGCUGCCUGGCCUCCCCAAGGCAUCAUUCAUAAACCUCCAGUAGAAUACAUGGACUGGAUCAGUCAGCUCCCCAGUCAGCUCCAGGCGGAUGUGGUCCGUUUCUCCCCACCCUGCAGCAUCCUGGUACAGAAGGGAAAGCUCUUCUCCCUGGCAUACGUGGCCUUCUCUCAAGUCAUCUCGCUGUUUCCUGGCUCCUCUUUCUGGGCCAUCAUCUUUUUCAUUGCCCUUGUCAUCAUGGGUCUGGCCACACUGACAACGCUCCUGGAGAGUAUUGUGCUUCCUCUGCAGAGAAACAUCCCAACCUUCGAGAAGUAUCCCAAGCUUGUACCCCAUCCACUUCCACCCUUAGUGACUGUCUGCUUGGGAGGACUUCUGGGCAGCUACGUGGUGUUCCUGUUUGAUGACCACCUGGUCCCUAUGGUCCUUGUCGUUAUUGUGGUGCUCCAGAACCUUUCUCUGGCUUUUGUCUAUGGAAUCAGGAGGUUCAGGGCUGAGAUGUUCUACCAGCUGGGCCGCCUGGUGUGGGCACCCUUCACCUUCUUGUGGACUUAUGUGACCCUGCCCGCCCUGCUGGUGCUGCUCGUCAUCUACUUCCUGAAUCUCUACCACAGGAAAUCCCUCUACUACAUCUCCUGGAAUGACAGUAUGAGCCAGGAAGUGAAGCAGACUUACCAGAAGAUAGUUCUGGGCUGGAUCACCUUCCUCAGCGUCCUGGCUCUGCUGCCCAUCCCUGUGUAUCCGCUGCAGCACUGGUGGAACCAGGACGACCAGGUCAUCUGUGAGGUCUUUAAAAAGCCUUCAUCCUCCAAAAGGACAGAAAUGGGAUCCAACAAGGUCAGCCAGUGGCCUGAAUACAUGCUAAGAAGACUCACAGUCAGAGGCCAGGACAAAGGUGGCCAGGUUCCACUCCCAAGAAAGAACCCCACAGAUGACAUCCUCCUUCAACCCCUAAACCUGUUGACAAGACGUGACAGUAAAAUUUUCUCCAGUUUCAGCCUUCGAGGUGACUCCACUGUCCCCAACAAUCCUGAGGCACCAAAGCCCACUGUCCUCCCAGCAGGUGGCCAAAGCACUAGACAGAAAGAACUGGCAUAA
This is a messenger RNA of Microtus oregoni (creeping vole), 2229 nucleotides long. Its product is annotated as orphan sodium- and chloride-dependent neurotransmitter transporter NTT5-like. The transcript has 11 exons. The coding region runs from base 1 to 2229 and encodes 742 amino acids. NCBI's taxonomy places the organism in Eukaryota, Metazoa, Chordata, Mammalia, Rodentia, Cricetidae. Gene Ontology annotation, cellular component: membrane. Gene Ontology annotation, biological process: sodium ion transmembrane transport. The record is from RefSeq and is a predicted model, not a curated record.